This is a messenger RNA of Oppiella nova, 546 nucleotides long. The record is from the annotation of a GenBank genome assembly. Lineage: Eukaryota; Metazoa; Arthropoda; Arachnida; Sarcoptiformes; Oppiidae.
AUGAACGAGUGGUGGCUCAUAACGGCUGCCCACGUCUUUGAGAAUAGGCGAACCCAUGAUUACUUCGUGGUAAGAGUGGGCAAUAAUAAUCACUUGAAUGGAGUGCCAUAUAAUGUGACAAAAAUUGUUUCACACGAAAGUUAUAACAAAUAUAAUUAUAAAGAGUCGGACAUUGCGCUCAUGAAGAUGAGUGAACCGAUUGCAAUGAAACAUUCAAUUCAACCCAUUUGUCUGCCAUCGGUUCCAUACGAAGAACCCUCUAGUGAUGUGGUAGUGGUGGCCGGUUGGGGGCUUUUGAGGUACGAUACAGGAUCUGGUCCAGUUGAUUUACAAGAAGUUAAACUAAAUAUAGAGCCCAUCGAAAAGUGUGCUCAAACUUUUAAGCGCCAAUCUUAUAAGAUAUACAGAUCACAGAUUUGCACAUUAGAUGAAGGAAAGGAUGCCUGUAGUGGAGAUUCCGGUGGUCCGGCAGUCGAUUAUGUGAAUGGGAUUUUAGUCGGUAUCGUGUCAUAUGAUGAAUAUCCCGGUGUUUAUACUAAAAUAUAG